Messenger RNA from Zingiber officinale, 737 nucleotides. RefSeq names its product cytochrome b5-like. Gene Ontology annotation, cellular component: intracellular membrane-bounded organelle; membrane. The coding region runs from base 131 to 532 and encodes 133 amino acids. Gene Ontology annotation, molecular function: heme binding. The transcript has 3 exons. NCBI's taxonomy places the organism in Eukaryota, Viridiplantae, Streptophyta, Magnoliopsida, Zingiberales, Zingiberaceae. The record is from RefSeq and is a predicted model, not a curated record.
GAACUUGGACUUGGACAUGAAGCUGCAUCUCUCUUUCUCUUGUAUGCUCGCUUAAUAAAUAGAGCUGUUCAUCGUGCAGCUCUCUGCGUCCUCUGCUUCUCCGUUUGUCCAGUUCCAAGACUAAUUCGCUAUGGAGUCCUUGAAGGCAUACUCUCCCUCGGAGAUCUCCCUCCACGCCUCCCAGAAAGACUGCUGGUUGUCUAUCCACGGCAAGGUCUACGAUGUGACCGGCUUUAUGGGGGAGCAUCCGGGAGGGGAGGAAGCUCUCCUUCAGGCAGCAGCCGGUGGAGACGCUUCGCAAGCGUUUGAGGAGGUGGGGCACAGCUCCACUGCCACCGCCAUGAUGAAGGAUCUUUUGAUCGGCACCGUCGAGGGUUAUUCUUCAGGGCCGCCCAAGCCGUUCUUCGGGACCAUACUGCCGCAGCAGCAGGCGAAGCCGAGCUCUUCCUCCGGAGUCUCUGCUUUCCUCCUCCCUCUUCUCGCUCUCGCCGUAGCCGUUGCUGCUUGGUAUUACUUCAACUUCCUUGCCUAGAGAUCUAAUAAAUAACUACCGUACCGUUAGCCUCGUCAUUUGUUACUGAGACCUAUAGCCAAAAAAAUUCUUCGGAAUAAAUGUUUCUGUGUUAUUUUCCCUUUUUUAAUUUGUUUCGCCGAACUGGCAUCAUGUUUGAGCGGAUUUGCUAUUCUAAAGAUUACGAAUACUAUUAGCCAUUCUUUGUCGUGGCAAUUAUCAUCAA